GGUGAGUUUACAACUCACUGUUGGGUCCAAGGUUCAACUAGGGUCCAAGCAAUAUGAUGAAGAUCAAGAGGAGCCUCUGGCUUCUCUGCCUUUUGGCUGUGGGGAUCACAGCCCGCCCCGAUAGCGCUGAGCCGGCAUCAUCACCAGUGAGUGACGAAAUCAGAUCCGCGCAAUUGCUCGGAUCUUCAUCAUUAGAAUCAGACGAAGCAGCAGAUACCCCAGAUGACUCAGAAUCCAACGAAAGUCGCAUGUUCAACCCUGACGAACUAAUCAGCUUCGCUCCGGAGCUGUUACAAAAAUGCCGUACGGAAGGUGACAUGUACUAUGAGAAGAAGGGCGGCAUAUGCUAUGUAUGCGCUUGCUUCAACAACAUAGGACGCUUGUACUCCAAGUGUGCACCUUGCAACCUAUGCCCACCGGCACAGCUACCUGUACCUUUCCCGAGUCCAGAAAUUGUCGAAUUAGUUUUACCACAAUCAGAAGUUGUUCCUUCGCCGCUUCCUAAUCUACCAGUUAUCAUAUCACCAGUACCACCUGCUCCAGAAUCUCAUGUACACUCUGACGCGCACGCAGAAGUUCUGCCAAUACCUCUGCCUCCUGUACCAGGGCCACCAGCAACUCCAGAGCCUCGCCCUCUUCCUCCAUCACCGCUGCCAGUGUUACCGAUACCGUUACCACAGCCGCUGCCGUUGCCGCCAGUGCAGCCGUUGCCGAUACCACUGCCGCCACUCCCACCACUCCCACCAUUCCCAAUACCUCGCAUUGAACCCAUUCCUCCACCGCCCCCUGCACCUAAGCCGAAACCUCAGCCAUCGGAGAUAUUGUACUGUCCACCUCCUAUGUUCAUACCUGGACCACCGCGUCCAUACCCAGUACCGGUACCAGUCCCAGGUAAACCCAUAUUGGUACCUGUACCCGUACCUGUACCUGUUCCGGCUGAAAAGAUUUUCAUUCGCGGGCCAUCCGUACCUGUCCCAGUACCAGUGGAGAAGAAAGUAGCUGUACCAUACCCAGUUGACAGGCCGUAUCCAGUACCCUCCCCGGCUAAAUUGGUACCCUACCCUGUACCAAUCAUAAAGAACGUGCCAGGACCUGAAGUGAAAGUACCGGUACCUGUACCAUCUCCUCCUAUCCGAGUACCUUACGCGGUGAAUCGCUACAUCACUGUUCCUGGCAAAGAUAGACUUAUACCUGUACCAGUACCUGUACCUGUACCUGUUAAAGUACCUGGAGAAACUAAAUACUACCCAGUACCGGUCAUCCUAUACGUAGCUCCCGAAUGCAGGACACAAAAACCGCUGGUACCAUUCCGCGUGCCAUCCGAACCUUGCGUGAUCUUCGUCUGCAAAGUUGUGUACAACUACGUCUACAUCGAAUCGCAACCUGACCCCAAAUGCGUAAUAGUACCAUCAGACGACUCGGUAGCACCACCACCACCACUAAUCAGUCCCGGUUGGGGUUCAUCCACAUCUAUAGCUAAUGCUAAUGCUAACGCUGGCUCCAGUGGGUACGGAUCUAGUGACGCCAGCGCAUCAGCCAAUGCAAAUGCAAAUUCUGGUGGUUUAUAUCCAGGAGCCUACGGUCCCUAUGGCUUUUUCCCUGGUUCCAGUUCCAGUGCGUCAGCUGAUGCUUCAGCCAACUCUGGAAGCGGAGGCUACGGAGGAUUAAAUUGGGGUAGCGCUAAUGCUAAUGCCGCUGCAAAUGCCGCAACCAACGCUGGUUAUGGAAGUGGAUACAGUUCAGCAGACGCUCAAGCCGCAGCUAAUGCCGGAUCUGCAGGUUUACUAGGUGGAUGGAGUCUAGCUGACGCGCAAGCAGCAGCUAAUGCCGCAACAUCAGGCUACGGAGGCGGAUACAGUUCAGCAGACGCUCAAGCUACCGCUAAUGCUGGAUCAUCAGGUUUAGGAGGUGGAUGGAGUUUGGCUGACGCGCAAGCCGCUGCCAAUGCUGGAUCAUCAGGCUACGGAAGCGGAUAUAGCCUAGCGGAUGCCCAAGCCGUAGCUAACGCCGGAUCAGCAGGCUAUGGAGGCGCAUAUGGUUUGGCAGAUGCUCAGGCAGCAGCUACUGCUGGUUAUGGCAGUGGAUACAGCUUGGCAGACGCUCAAGCUGCAGCAAAUGCAGCGGGCUAUGGAAAUGGAUACAGUUCGGCAGACGCAAACGCUGCUGCUAAUGCUGCAACUAAUUCUGGCUAUGGACCAGUGAUAAGUAGCUAUGGAGGAGCAAACGCUAAUGCCGCUGCUAAUGCAGCAACUAAUACAUGGUUAAAUGGCUAUGGGGUAGCAAACGCAAACGCUGCUGCUAAUGCUGCAACUAAUUCUGGCUAUGGACCAGUGAUAAGUAGCUAUGGAGGAGCAAACGCUAAUGCCGCUGCUAAUGCAGCAACUAAUACAUGGUUAAAUGGCUAUGGAGUAGCAAACGCAAACGCUGCUGCUAAUGCUGCAACCAACGCUGGCUAUGGAGGUGGAUACAGUUCAGCCGACGCGCAAGCCGCAGCUAAUGCCGCAUCAUUAGGGUACGGAGGUGGUUACAGUUCAGCAGACGCUCAAGCUGCCGCUAAUGCAGGAUCAUCAGGCUUUGGCGGUGGAUGGAGUUUGGCUGAUGCCCAAGCUGCUGCCAAUGCUGGAUCAUCAGGCUACGGAGGAGGAUGGAGUUCAGCCGACGCGCAAGCCGCUGCCAAUGCUGGAGCAUCAGGUAUUGGAGGUGGAUACAGUUUGGCAGAUGCCCAAGCUGCAGCUAAUGCCGGAUCAUCAGGCAUAGGUGGCGGAUGGAGUUUGGCUGACGCGCAAGCUGCUGCUAAUGCCGCAUCAGGCGUUGGUGGGUACGGAGGCUACAGUGAUGCUAAUGCUGCAGCACAAGCUAUAACUAACGCCGGAUCUGGUUAUGGAGGAGGUUACAGUAUCGCAGAUGCCCAAGCAGCAGCCAACGCUGGAGGAUAUGGUGGCUUGGGAGGUUACAGCGAUGCAAGUGCCGCUGCACAGGCAGCUGCCGCCGGCUAUGGUGGAUAUGGAAAUGCUAAUGCUGCUGCUCAAGCUGCUGCUCAAGCUGCUGCUAACGGUUAUGGUGGAUACGGAGGCUACGGUGAUGCCAGUGCAGCUGCCGCUGCCGCUGCUGCUGCUGCUGCCGCCGGCGGCUAUGGAGGCUACGGUGAUGCCAGUGCCGCUGCUGCCGCCGCUGCUGCAGCUGCUGCCGCCGGCGGCUAUGGAGACGCUGGUGCAGCGGCUGCGGCUGCUGCAGCUGCCGCUGCUGCUGCCGGAGCAGGCUAUGGAGACGCUAGUGCAGCGGCUGCGGCUGCCGCGGCUGCUGCAGCUGCGGGUGGUGCAGGCGGCUUCGGAGAUGCAAGUGCAGCUGCCGCCGCCGCCGCUGCCGCUGCAGCAAAUGCUAAUGGCUAUGGUGGCUAUGGAGGAUCAAACGCAAUUUCUCAAGCAUUGGCGAACGCUGGCUUCGGCAUUCGAAGCGGGGAACCAGAUGACCAGUCUAGAUCCGGACAGUUAGAUGAAUCAGAUGAUCUUAUAGCUUCACAAGAAGCUAGGAAGAAACGUAACACUGAGCAACGCAAACCCAAUCUCAGAAUGAGAGCCUAAACCGAAUAUCAGGAACUUUCUAGACUUACCACAAGUCAACACAAUGAUCUCUCGACAAACAUGGCAUGAAUCUGAAAUCGAUUUAGUUUAAAUUUAAUUGAAGCAUCUAGAAAAUGACGAGCAAACUUCAUACUUAUAUGUAUCUAUAAUAAAGCAUUCAGUGGGUUACAA
This is a messenger RNA of Helicoverpa armigera (cotton bollworm), 3752 nucleotides long. RefSeq names its product spidroin-1. The transcript is spliced from 21 exons. The record is from RefSeq and is a predicted model, not a curated record. Bases 54 to 3581 code for a protein of 1175 amino acids. NCBI's taxonomy places the organism in Eukaryota, Metazoa, Arthropoda, Insecta, Lepidoptera, Noctuidae.